This is a messenger RNA of Penicillium manginii, 1086 nucleotides long. RefSeq names its product RTA1 domain-containing protein. Gene Ontology annotation, cellular component: membrane. The coding region runs from base 1 to 1086 and encodes 361 amino acids. The record is from RefSeq and is a predicted model, not a curated record. Lineage: Eukaryota; Fungi; Ascomycota; Eurotiomycetes; Eurotiales; Aspergillaceae. The transcript has 3 exons.
AUGCCUCCUACGGCGACCGCAGCCUCCCCAUCAUCUACAGCCACCUGCCUCCAUAUCGAACCUGGUAAAAAUGGCUAUCUUCCUCCUGAGGCAUGCGGCGCUAUUCUUUUAUACAAACCUUCACUUGUACCCGCCGCUUUGUUUUUCAUCUUAUUCGGUCUCACGACAUUGAUCCAUUUCGUCCAAGUAUGCGUUCAUAGAAAAUUAUAUGCGCUAGUGAUUGUCAUGGGAUCGGGAUGGGAAUUCAUCGCGAUGGCUUGUCGUUCAAUGGAAACACAACACCAGAAUAUCUCUAAAUACUAUGUCUAUUUUAUGGUAUUCUUCUUGGUCGCGCCGAUCUGGAUCAAUGCAUUCCUUUACAUGACCCUCGGUCGCAUGGUCCAGUUCUUCGUUCCCGAGCAAACAUUGAUCAGAAUAUCGGCGCGACGCUUCGGGCUUAUCUUUGUGUGCCUAGAUAUCCUUGCAUUUGUCGUCCAGCUAAUCGGAGUUGGUAUUCUCGUCCAAACGGAUGCUGCUACCGAUGUGGUUCUGCGCGGAGUACACAUCUACAUGGCUGGAAUCGCAGUCCAAGAGAUAUUCAUCGUAUGUUUCAUUGGUUUGACAAUUCACCUGCAUCGCAGACUCCUGGAAAUAGAGAGAACUGGUGUCCAGGUGGGCAAGAUGGCCAACCUUGCCUUCAACUGGAGGUGGCUCUUUUACACAAUGUACUUUGCACUUAUAAUGAUAACGAUUCGUAUCGCCUUCCGACUGGCCGAAUAUUCAAAGGGCACCAGCGCCGAAGAGCCCACCAACACACACGAGUGGUACCAAUACGUAUUCGACGCGCUACCCAUGUUCCUCGCUGUUUUUAUCUUCACCAUAUUUCAUCCGGGUCGAAUUCUCCAGGGCCCUGAUUCUGGUUUCCGACACGCGAAAAAGGUCGCCAAGAUGGAAAAGAAACAGCGGAAGUUCCAAAAGGAGAAUCCAUACCCAAUGGCCAGUGAUGAUGUUGCUUUAGCGCCCUAUCCAGGGCACCACCAGCAGCAGGUUUAUGCCCAACCGUCUCCCCUUCUUCCGCAUAGCCCACCUCGAUCAUACUUCGGGUGA